GUGUGCGUGUGCGUGUGCUCAGCCUCAGCGUGAGGGGCACCUGCUUGACUGUGCUCACAGCGGAGGCAGCUUUGCCGUGAGCUGCCGCUGCCGCCGCCACCGCCGCCACUGGUGCUGCCGCUCUCAGGCGCCGGGCUCCCCGCCGCCGCCGCCGCCUCGCCAGCCAGAGUUGGGCUCCGUGGGGCUUCCCCCUCGCAGCCUCUGUCCUUCCCCGCUGCCUGCAAGUCAGCCUGGCUCCGAGUCACGUGUCAGUGCCUGAGGCAGAGACUGAAAGAAAAAAACGCGCUUCAUUCCUUCUUCCACCGCCAUACUGUAUUUUAUACUAAAUCUCAUUUUUAUUCCAACAUUUUACUCCCGCUCGGGUUAAAACAAGGUGAGCCAACCAUGACUGGAAAAACACAGACGAGCAACGUCACCAAUAAGAAUGACCCCAAGUCCAUCAACUCCCGUGUUUUUAUCGGCAAUCUAAAUACAGCCAUUGUUAAGAAAGUUGACAUUGAAGCCAUCUUCUCAAAAUACGGAAAGAUAGUUGGAUGCUCGGUACACAAAGGCUAUGCAUUUGUGCAGUACAUGAGUGAGCGACAUGCAAGAGCUGCGGUUGCUGGAGAAAAUGCCAGGAUCAUUGCAGGCCAACCACUGGAUAUCAACAUGGCAGGAGAACCCAAACCAUACAGACCAAAACCUGGAAACAAGAGGCCCCUUUCAGCACUUUAUAGACUUGAAUCAAAGGAGCCUUUCCUGUCUGUUGGUGGUUAUGUCUUUGACUAUGAUUACUACAGAGAUGAUUUCUACAAUCGGUUAUUUGAUUACCAUGGACGUGUGCCUCCACCUCCGCGAGCUGUAAUUCCACUGAAGCGCCCCAGAGUCACUGUGGCAACAACUCGCAGAGGGAAAGGAGUCUUUUCCAUGAAAGGAGGAUCAAGAUCUAUUGUCAGUGGGUCCUCUUCUUCAGGCUCAAAAUUGAAAUCAGAUGAGUUACAGACAAUCAAGAAAGAAUUAACCCAGAUCAAAACUAAAAUUGACUCCUUGCUAGGGCGCCUGGAAAAGAUUGAGAAGCAGCAGAAGGCGGAGGCAGAAGCUCAGAAGAAGCAACUGGAAGAGAGUAUAGAGCUGAUCCAAGAAGAAUGUGUGUCAGAGAAUGCAGAUCAUUCUACAGAAGAGCCUGCGGAAGGAGGGCCAGAUGCAGAUGGAGAAGAGAUGACUGAUGGGAUAGAGGAGGACUUCGAUGAAGAAGGGGGUCAUGAGCUGUUUCUACAGAUAAAAUGAUUCGAAGUAAUGUGUGGCACCAUGAAAGCUGAAAGGAGAAACUGUGACAACCCCCAGGAAUAUGACAGGAGGUUUCAUACUAGACAGCGGCAUCUUUGGUUCGAUUUAUAUAAAAACCCAAGUAAAUAAAAUGGACAAUAUUGUUCUAUUCCAUUUCUUCUAUGUUCUAAGCUGUACAAUUGUCAGAUUUUUAUGGUUUCCAUUGUAAAUGUGUUUUUCUCCCAGCUAAUUAGGUUCAUUUGAGUUUGUUUUUAAGUUGUCAAAGUCACAAAAUGUGAAGGAAGGGAAUUUAUGAAUGAUAAGGGAAACACUGUAUACAAAUGUAUAUUUGUAAAAGCUAUUUUUAUGAUUAGCAUGUUUUACUGUUGAUCAUAUAUACAGUCAGGUGAUAUUGCAGUUCUACGUUUAAAGCUUAUUUCCAACACUCUCAUGUAAGAAAAGCUACAUUGUAUGCUAGUUUUUAUAAUUUAUUUUUAAUUUAUAGUUCAAAAUAUUUCAGUUCAUAAGAAUAAAGUCCUUGAAAAGUUAUAUUUCUGUUCUCUGUAAGCACCAUUUUUAUUAAUGAAGAAUGCAAAUAUUUUAGAUGUCAUACCAUAGUUAAAGGACUGUUGGUUUGGCUGUGACUAAGUUGAGCAUGCUUCGCUCUACUGAACUGAACUGACCUCAUUAUAACCUAAUAUUUCAAACUGGGUUCCGAAAUCCAAUAGAGUGGUUUCAGUGCUUGGAUAGGUAAGAACUAGGAUGACAAGGAAAAGAUUGUCUUUUCUUUGUUUCCAAGCAUUUAUAUCAAUAUGUAAGUCACUUCAUUUCAUUUCUUUUACUAGGAAUUCUCCAUAACCAAGCAUUGCAAGUGUUUUCCAGAUGCUCUUAGCUGUUGUUUUAUGUGCUAUGGAAAUGGAAGGAACCAUGGUCACAGAUUGUAGGAGAAUUCAGCAUAUAAUUUCUUAAUAAAUACUGUUUCUUUUAAAA
Messenger RNA from Chrysochloris asiatica (Cape golden mole), 2235 nucleotides. It is a transcript of the gene RALYL, whose product is annotated as RALY RNA binding protein-like. Gene Ontology annotation, molecular function: RNA binding. Gene Ontology annotation, cellular component: nucleus. The record is from RefSeq and is a predicted model, not a curated record. The transcript is spliced from 9 exons. NCBI's taxonomy places the organism in Eukaryota, Metazoa, Chordata, Mammalia, Afrosoricida, Chrysochloridae. The coding region runs from base 385 to 1266 and encodes 293 amino acids.